Molecule: messenger RNA, 1423 nt
Organism: Cladocopium goreaui
Lineage: Eukaryota; Dinophyceae; Suessiales; Symbiodiniaceae
Source: the annotation of a GenBank genome assembly
UGCUAUGGCGUUUUUUUUGUGGCUGCUAAGUUGCCUCGUGCCGGCACUAGGGCAAGAUGCCCCAGAUGAAGCGCGUCCAUUUCGAUUGGUGGCGCAACAGGUCGUUGAAGAAGAAUGUCCUGCACUCGCUUUACCAGCACUGAACUUCUGGAUGCAGCUCCAGGACCAUUUUUUUGAAGCACAGUAUCAAUAUUUCAGCCCCGAGCGUGAGAGAAAGUUCAUCGCAUUGAUUUCUGGCAUCGAAUGUUUGAACAUGCUGAUGAGGAACCUGGACACUGCCUAUCUCUGUCCGCUACUGGCGGCCAAGCAGUUCAAGAUGGUGGCUGAGUGGGCCAGUGCCUUAUCGCAUCCCUGGAGGGCACGCUGCUUGCUGCAGCUGGGCAACAUCUUCAAGAUUCAGGCCAUGUCACGAUGGUACAACCAGCUGCCGGAUGCCGCGCAGUCUCAACCAGCCGCCUCGAAGAGGUUUGAGACACGCUUGCAGGUGGAAUAUACCAUUGCCGUGACGCAGUUGCACGGCUCUUUGCAAACUCCCUUGCGGCCACUGGUUCGCUGGCAGGGAACCAGCCCAAAGAUCCAAGUGCAUUCCAUUUGCCACUAUCGUCCAGACCCCACAUCGCGGACUGGCAGGGAUUGUCCGCUGCCAGACCUCUCCGUGCCCAACCACCGUGCCUAUUCAGAACGCCACGGCUUCAAAUACGUGCUUCACACCGAGCUGCCACUUCCAGACAGAGAGGCUCACUACAGCAAGAUGCUGGUGAUCCACCAGGCGUUCCUAUCGGCUGACAGCCCGGAUUGGGUCUUCUUCAUCGAUUGUGAUGCAUUCUUUACGGAUCUGAAGACCAGCCUGACAGACAUUUUAGCCACCUACGGAGUGUCAGAAUCAGAUGGCCCUCACUUUUUGGUGGCAGAAGACCCUGGUGGUAUCAACACAGGGACGCUCUUGGUGCGUCGCAGCGAUUGGUCUUUGCAGUUUCUGGAGCGAGUGGCCAGCAGCCGUUUUUCGGUGGCUUGGGACCAGUCUAUGUUUUUCUGGGAGAUUCUGAGUACCGGAGAGUUUCUGCCCAAAGUACCGGACAGAAACUCAGUUGCUUCAGACUAUAGCUUGCCACCAGAGGUAGCACUGGUGCACCAGGCUCAUCUGAACGCAUUUGUACCACCAGCCUCCAACGAUUGGUCGGCCCAUGAAUGGCGGCCCGGCGACUUCGUCCGGCACUUCGCUGGUUGCCCCUGGCAGGAGGCACAUUGCCUGGGUCUCAUGCGCGAGACCGUGGCUUUUGCUGAAACGCAAGCUGGCUCAAAGUGAGCUGUGUGCAUAGGAAGAAGCGGAGGGUGCAAAGCAUCACCCUUGCCUCGUCAUGGACAUUGGCCGUUCCGACCAAUGUUGGGCAUUUUUGGAGCCUCAUUAGUUCGAUGAAAAAAA